GUCACGGCUAUAGCAAAACUGAGCGCAACAUCAAGACCAACACCGACAACUGCAUGGAGAGGUCACAAACAGGGACAUUCGAUCACAUUAAGCAACAUGAUCAAUUUGAAUGAGGAGGAAUUGUUUUACUUCGUUUCUUCUGAUGCCAAGAAAGUGACAGGAGGGAUUUGAGAGUGACAUGGAUAAUCAAGACCAACAGAAGGGAUUUUAAACGACAGCCUGUGUGGAUGUAACGGUUGGGCAGCCGUUAAGAGCAACGUCGAUACGUCUUGGCAACAGGCAUGAUUAUCUUUCUCUUACAGCAGCUGCAGCCAAAAUAGCUCAUAAGCACACUGCAUGUAUUUAUUCAACAAUUUUCAAAUUUGAUCCAAUGAAUAUCUGAAGAUUCACAUUUGAUCUCACAACAAUGGCUCACUUAAUUCGACACAAGAUCGGCAACAAGCUGACCAAUGCAGCCAACACAGUGUCCAAUAAGUCUCAGGCCAAGGUCAGCGGAGUGUUCGCCAGACUGGGUUUCCAGGCCGCUACAGAUGAAGAGGGUCUGGGGUUCGCGGACUGCGAUGACUUGGACUAUGACUACAGGCAGGGGAUGCAGAUGGACAUCAUGCAGGGCGACGAGGAAGGGGGAGAGAUGGACGGAGGAGACGAGUUGAUGGAGGGAGACAGCCACUACCAGAGAGAUGGCACAGGCCCAUCAUCCUCCUCCAUCAAGAACACUGGGGCGUGUAACGAGUUGGCAUCAGAGGUCAAACCCAAAAUUACGUCUUGGGAAGCGGGGUGGAACGUCACCAAUGCCAUUCAGGGGAUGUUCGUCCUUGGGUUACCCUACGCCAUUCUUCACGGAGGAUACCUCGGACUCUUUCUAAUCAUAUUUGCCGCUGUUGUAUGUUGUUACACCGGAAAGAUUCUUAUUGCGUGCCUGUAUGAGGAGAACGAGGAUGGAAUUCUGGUGCGCGUGAGGGACUCCUACGUGGACAUCGCCAACGCUUGCUGCCAGCCACGGUUCCCGUCUCUGGGCGGGCAUAUCGUUAACGUUGCUCAGAUCAUUGAGUUGGUCAUGACCUGUAUCCUGUACGUGGUGGUCAGUGGCAACCUGAUGGUCAACAGCUUCCCCAAUUUGCCGGUCUCGCAGAAGGCCUGGUCUGUAGUCGCCACGGCCGCCCUCUUGCCUUGCGCGUUCCUCAAGAGCCUCAAGGCUGUGUCUAAGUUCAGCUUGCUUUGCACUAUCGCGCACUUCGUUAUCAACAUCCUGGUAAUAGCCUACUGCCUCUCCAGAGCCCGCGAUUGGGCCUGGGACAAAGUCAAAUUCUAUAUUGAUGUCAAGAAGUUCCCCAUCUCCAUUGGCAUCAUCGUCUUCAGCUACACGUCCCAGAUCUUCCUGCCCUCGCUGGAGGGGAACAUGCAGAGGCCAAGCGAGUUCCACUGCAUGAUGGACUGGACCCACAUUGGAGCCUGCGUCCUGAAGGGCCUGUUCGCUCUGGUGGCCUACUUGACUUGGGCAGAUGCCACCAAAGAGGUCAUCACGGACAACCUGCCGUCCACCAUCAGAGCGGUGGUCAACCUAUUCCUUGUGGCUAAGGCCUUGCUGUCAUAUCCGCUGCCAUUCUUCGCUGCUGUAGAGGUCCUGGAGAAGUCUUUUUUCCAGGAUGGAGGGCGCGCCAUAUUCCCUGACUGUUAUGGCCCGGGAGGAAGGAUUAAAUCCUGGGGACUGGGCCUCCGGUGCCUCCUGGUGGUGUUCACGUUGAUCAUGGCCAUCUUUGUCCCUCACUUCGCACUCCUCAUGGGCCUCACCGGGAGUCUUACCGGCGCCGGGUUGUGCUUCCUUCUCCCAGCUCUCUUUCAUCUAAAGCUGAUGUGGAGGAAACUUUUAUGGCACCACGUGUUCUUUGACGUCGCCAUAUUUGUCAUAGGGGGGAUAUGCAGCAUUUCUGGUUGUAUUCACUCAGUAGAAGGGCUCAUCGAGGCAUUCAAAUAUGGAGUCGAAGAAUAAGAACGUUCUACCUCUGUAGCCCAUACCUUAAAUUUGGUCAUACUCUCAUCAAUCAUAGGCGCGUAAUGACAGACUGAUUGACAGCGCAUAAGGGAUACUGUGUAAUUGUUUUACUUCGUUUUUUUUGUUUUGCCUUCUUGAUGACAAUGUGCAAUAAUCACAUUUAUAAUCAUAGUGUAGAGUAUUCAGUGCUGAAAUGUUGUGUUAACUAAGAAGGGGGUAAUGCAUCGUCCUUGGAGAAUGGAUCAUCUCUGAAGCAGUGAAUAUCAUGCAAGGUUCGAUCAGGCAAGGUUAUGUGAAAAUGAGCUGUGCAUAGGCCUCACUUAUGUGUGGAUGUGUUGAUAUCUGCAUUGAGAAUUAGUUUAUUAGCGUUUUAUUUUUGGUUUCUAGCUGCUAAAUAAUUAGAUAAUAAUCACAUGCCAGAUCCAGUCGAUUUAAAGAUAAAACACGCUCGGGGCACCCACAUGGGAUGGAGCUAUAGGAUAAAUGUAGUUGGUUAAUCAAAAUAUUUCGAUUAGUUUUCAACUGUACUUGGUUUUUGGUGUUUCAAGUGUCAUUAUGGAUGAAGUGAAUUAUUGCAGUGCAAACCAGUGGCUCUAAAUGUUUAUAUGAAACCAUCUGUCUUCUGUAGUCUACCUAUCUGUUGAACGUGAAUUGUGCUUUCAUUGAAUUUAUCAUGACGUGUAAGGAAAUAGUAUGUGUUGAGUAAGCAGAGAAAUUAAUCGAAUAUUUUAUGCGUUAUGUUCAUAUCUUUGGAUUCAUUACAUGUCUAUAAUUUGUGCACGCUCAUGUUUGUGGGAAAAAAUAAUAUAUGGGUGAUUAAAAUCUAUGUUUUUAUGGAUUAAUAUAGAAAGUUUGGAGGGUUUUCUGUAAAACGGUCAAAUGGAAGCAGAGUCUGUGGAUUAGGAAGGCUGUAUGUUGUUGUGUGGAGGAGGAUUCUGCUAAUUAUCACAGGCUCACUCACCUCAUGCACAUGUGCAUUGUCUGCCUGUAUGCUUAGACUCAGCAUGCAUUCAAAUGUUCAACAUUUACUUGAAUCAUGUUGUAGCCGUAACACACCAUAUAUUUUAUUGAACCUUUAUUUAACUAGGCAAGUCUUACAAAUUCUUAUUUACAAUGACGGGCUACCCCGGUCAAACCUUAACCCGGACGACGCUGGGCCGAUUGUGCGCCGCCCUAUGGGACUCCCAAUCACGGCCGGUUGAGAUACAGCCUCGAAUCGAAACAGGGUCUGUAGUGACGCCUUUAGCACUGAGAUGCGGUGCCUUAGACCGCUGCGCCAAUCCGGAUCCCAUAUAUUAAGCAUAACAAAUAUUAUUUGAAAUGACAUUAUUCUGCACUGUAAAAAGCACCACAUCUUUAAUUUCCUGAUUUGCAAUAGUAACAAUUCUUCUCAUAAUGAGGAUGUUCUGGUAUGGGUCCCACAUGACGCUUGUGAAAGUUCUGACGCUCUUGUAACUAGGGGUCAGUAUUGGAAACUUUGGGGACCUCAGUGGAACAAAAAUUAAAAUACAUAACCCCAGAUAGCAUAUGAUAGCAAAAUGUGUAGAAUUGCAGGAAAUGAGCUUUACAACUGCAAACAUUUCUCUCAAGCCUCACUGUACCUGACCACUCACCAAAGAGGAUAGGUGUUCAACAGUUUCACUUUACAAUGAAAAGGAAGCUAUGAUCCCAUAUUGAUGUCACCUGUUAAAUCCACUUCAAUCAGUGUAGAUGAAGGCGAUUAGACAGGUUAAACAGGGAUUUUUAAGCCUUGAGACAAUGGAAACAUGGAUUGUGGGAGAGGGUGAAUGGGCAUAACAAAAGAUUUAAGUGCCUUCGAACGGGGUAUGGUGGUAGGUGCCAGGCGCACCGGUAGUAGUGUGUCAAGAACUGCAGCGCUGACGGGUUAUUCAUGCUCAAAAGUUUACCGUGUGUAUCAUGAAUGGUAUACCACCAAAAGGACAUCAAGCCAACUUUAACACAAAUGUGUGAAGCAUUGGAGUCAACAUGGGCCAAUAUCCGUGUGGAACACUUUCAACACCUUGUAGAGUCCAUGCCCUGACGAAUUGAGGCUGUUCUGUGUGCAAAAAGGUGUGCAACUCAAUAUAAGGAAGGUGUUCAUUGUAUAAAUAUCACAUGAUUUGAUCGCAAUUGAGUCCCAAAUCAGAACUACAACCAUCUAGACUUGAGCUAGGAAUCAACUUAGGUAAAUUCUUCAUUGCAUUUUACAUGCCUUCAAAAAGUAUUCACACCACUUGACUUUUGCCACAUUUUGUUGUGUUACAGCCUGAAUUUAACAUGGAUUAAAUCGUUUUUUUGGCACUGGUUUACACACAAUACCCCAUAAUGUCAAAGUGGAAUUAUGUUUUUUAAUUAUUUUUUUAAAUAAAAGCUUUAAUGUCUUGAGUCAAUAAGUAUUCAACCCCUUUGUUGAGACAUGCCAAAAUAAGUUCAGGAGUAAACAUGUGCUUAACAAGUCACAUAAUAAGUUGCAUGGACUCACUCUGUGUGCAAUAAUAGUGUUUAACAUGAUUUUUGAAUGCAUUCUUCUUCUCCAGAUGUGGAAAGCUUUUGUUCCAAGACUCCCAGCAGUAAUUGCUGCCAAAGGUGCUUCUAUAAAGUAUUGACUCUUAUGUAAAUUAGAUAUUUCUGUAUUUCAUUAACAAUACAUUUGCUAAAAUUUCUAAAAACA
This is a messenger RNA of Oncorhynchus masou masou (cherry salmon), 4664 nucleotides long. RefSeq names its product vesicular inhibitory amino acid transporter-like. Gene Ontology annotation, biological process: amino acid transmembrane transport. Gene Ontology annotation, cellular component: vacuolar membrane. The record is from RefSeq and is a predicted model, not a curated record. Lineage: Eukaryota; Metazoa; Chordata; Actinopteri; Salmoniformes; Salmonidae. Gene Ontology annotation, molecular function: L-amino acid transmembrane transporter activity. The transcript is spliced from 2 exons. Bases 407 to 1990 code for a protein of 527 amino acids.